Molecule: messenger RNA, 3198 nt
Organism: Paralichthys olivaceus (Japanese flounder)
Lineage: Eukaryota; Metazoa; Chordata; Actinopteri; Pleuronectiformes; Paralichthyidae
Source: RefSeq, a predicted model, not a curated record
GCAGGAUGACCCGCUCCAACAGCGUAACCACGGCCGUGCAGGCCGACCUCGACGACCCAACCGAUGCCCCAGAGCUGCCGCCUCGUCACUGUGCCACCAUGCCACGCCAGCACUCCCGCGACGCUUCCACCUCCACCGUCAGCAUCCAAGGCUCAGGCAACCACUACCAUGCCUGCGCCGGAGACGACUACGGGGAGGUGGGGUUCGACCCAUCUAUCCUGCCCCCUCCGGACCCCUGGAUGGACAGCGUGGCCGAGCCGGAGACGGACGUUUUGGAGGCCGUCGGUCGAUUGGUGUGCCCCCGUGACGGCCGCUGGUUCCUCAAGUUGCUGCAUGCAGAGACGGAGCGCAUGGAGGGCUGGUGUCGACAGAUGGAGCAGGAUGAGAUGGAGAAUGAGCUGUCUGAUGAGACCAGUGUGUUGUUAUGGUUCCAGAAUCCAAACGCACACCCACGGCCCAUCUCCCAGGACCUGGCAGGUUUCUGGGACAUGCUCCAGCUGUCGAUCGAGAACAUCAGCCUGAAGUUUGAUGAACUCCACCAACUUAAAGCCAACAACUGGAAACCUCUGUCACCCCCGGAAAUCCAGGAGAGAAGGAUGCCCCCUCCUGUGCCAAAGAAGCCCCAGAAGGGCCACCCUCACCUGGCUAGGGACCGCUCGCUGGAGAGCAAUGAGCGCCAGCGUCUGGAGGCUCGCAAACGCCUGCUAGCUGCCAAACGUGCUGCGUCGGUUCGGCAGAGCUCCGCCACCGAGAGUGCAGACAGUAUUGAGAUUUAUAUCCCAGAGGCUCAGACCAGACUAUGAGACACACACACACACACACACACUGUCCCAUACACACAAUAGCACUGAAUGGUAAGGCUAGGGUGCUAAUUUUACAUAAUCCUAUUAUUUGCGGACUUCCCAGAUUACUGUGGGGGCGUCAGUCAGGAUGGAGACAAAUGUACAUUUACAAUAUUUAUUUAUUUAUUUAUCUGUUCCCCGUCCUCGUCUCCUCCUCCCAGCCUUGAUGUAGCACUCCCUCUUCCCUCCGUACCUCCGCCCACGCCCUUCACUCCCAAAGAAAUCUCUUUAUGGAUCUCUUUUUUUUCAAAGUGACCUGAUGUUACAGAAGCCAGGUGUAGCACAGCAGAAAUGCUUCACGUCAACGUGUGUCACAGGGAAACAUGGAGGAAGCACGCACGUGCACGCAGAGUGCGUGUGUUUGUACACACAAGCAAACACACACAAGAGAGAACAGACCUAUGAACUCAUAUUUGAUAUAUUUAUUAAGUUAAUUUUAUUGUAGAAUUUUUUACAAAAUCCCAUGAUUCUGAUUCUGAAAACAUAGUUUGGUUUUGUAUAAUGAGGGUAAACAUCAGAGCAGAACAUUGUUGAAAAGAGCUGACAAGGAAAUUAUAGUGACACAGUUCACCAUCUGUCUGAAAAUGGGUCUUUCCGGCGACAGGAGGUCGACCCUGUAGGAAAGGUCAAGGGUCAAGUCGUGUUUUUCCCCUCCAGGUGAGGCGAAGGAGUAGAUUUUGAAGCUCUAGAUUUCACUGUUUAUAAAACACCACAAACCUAAUCAGUGUUUUCGAGCGAGAGACAGAGUCUGCGUGCGUCCGUUCUGAUUCAGAUCUUCAUUUCAAAAAGUGCUUCCUGCUUUUCUGGGGCCGAACGGCCUCGGUUGUGACCCAUUAGGUAGCAGCAUCUACGACCUGUAAACAGACCAUCCUUCCUGUCUCAUUUUAAACUGAGCAACACGUUUGUAUAAAGGACACAGUGUAUAACGACCUGACCUGCAUGCUGACUCAAGGUAACUGAUGUUUCUGUCCUUUUUUUUUUUUUUUACAGGUUUACUUGUUUCUCACGUUGCAUUCGAGCUCUUCGGUGUUGCAGAAGCUAAAAUUACUGAUAUUUGGUACAAUAAUGGUAGUUGUACUAUAUUUUACUAUGUCGUUUUUAAACAAGAGAGAUUUAUCGACAGUAUUUGAGACUAAAGGACUGAAAAGGGACAAGUUCCUCCUCACUGUGUGUGCACUAUCUCUGCCUCCAAAUGAAGCAAUUAUUUCGAGGUCAUAUACAAAAGAAAACCAAUUUCUAAUAUUUUGUAUUCAUGUUUAAUUUAUUGAUUAGUAGAACAAUGACUGUUUAUUGACAUUGUGAUUAUGAUUAUGCACUGACAACAAGGCCCUUAUACUGUGUUUAUGUUUUCUGUGUGUUUAGCAUGACAGGCACCUUUUUAUUUUUGUUUCUGUUUCAGUGAUCAGCCUUAAUUUCUAAUAUGAAAGUUGAGCACAACAUCAGUCUCAGGGGAAGAAAUGAGUGUGCAUGUGUGUUGUGUAUGUGAGACUGUGUGAGACUGAGGAUAGGAGCGUGUGUGACUGACCUCAUGUGACUGUAUGUGUGAACCAUGGCUUUUUUCUCUUACUGUACAUAACCCCAGCCCUGAAGACAGGCCACGUUCUUAAAUAAAGGAAAUAGUCUCCACGCCAUGUUUUUUGAACAUCUGGGCCCUGCUUACUGUCUGCUGCUCGAACACGGAGACAAUCCUGAAUCACAGAAAUGUUCCGACAACAGACUGGCCGCACAUCGAUGUGUUAGUCUGUAUCGAUCCGACAGAGUUUUGUGCCAUUGGAUAAUUAUAGAUAAAAGCUAUAUCCCUGCUAUUUGUCCCUAUUGAACGCAACCUGAAGUUUUUUAUUGAUUUGUUUGUGAAGGAACUCCAGUGAUGAAGUAAACGUACAGUUCGAUUUGUAUUUCCUUGGUAAAUUUUAGAGAGGGUGCAUAAAAGUAAUAGUUCAAACUUAAAUGCCAUAUAAUGUAGAUGAAGAUUUUAGUUUUUUAUUUUGGAACUUGUAUUUGAAUUAAACUGUCAAAUGAUUUCAUUUCUUAUUUAUGUUUUAUUAUAUUAACAUAUCAAUAUAAUGCUCCUGGUAUAGCAGGGGAGUUAGAAACCAGAAUGUUGGAUUGUGGCUAAACUCUAAAGACACUCCAGCAACCCUGGAGCCUGUGAUGUAGUUAUAAUAAAGAGAAAAACAUUCAAAUAAACAUUUGUACAUAAAUGAAUGUUUCCCUAUGUAAAUGUAAGCUAAAAAAAAGAACCCAAUCAAAUGACAUAUUAAGCAGAUAUACAUUUUGUAAUUAAUGUUAUUACACUGUUGAUGUUAUGGCACGUGUAUGAGCUCUUAUCAGCAUUAAAACAUAUAUAUAUAUAUCA